UGCUGUUCCAUCCUCUGAAUGUAGUUAGUCUUGGUUAAUAUUUGCCCUACCUUUCCGAGUAAACAAGACAAAUUAUCUCUCCACUCUUAGGACCAGAAUAGUUUCCUCACUGAGGUUAAUCAUUUAACACAGCAGGUGGAUGUGGAAAGAAUGCAUGCAGACUUAGAAAAUCACUAAAAGGAACACAGGGCCAGAGGUCAGGGAUUCUGCAUUCCAGUCAAGGAAAUGGUUGCUGUAAGGCUUGGUGCUACCAGGGAUGGAGAGAAGGACCCUCCAGAGGCUGAAAGCUGUUUCACAGUUUUCUUUGUUCAACGGGAGAAGCAAGAGUGUUGGAGCCUGGGGGUGCUGGAGUUCACUGCCCCUCCCAACUCUCAGCUGGCAGGACGCUGGGUCAGUGCCCUACAGAGCUGGAUACAUCACCACGGAGUUACACGACCCAAGAGCCUCCUUGUCUUCAUCAACCCGGUUGGGGGACGCGGGCGAGCAGUGGAAAUCUACCAGGGUCAGGUGGCUCCACUCUUCACCCUUGCUGGGAUCCAUGUUCAAGUUCUGGAGACCUGCCAUGCCAACGAGGCUCGUGACUACAUCCUGCAGCAAGACCUCAGUGACUUUGAUGGACUGGUGAGCGUGGGGGGCGAUGGAACCUUUAAUGAGCUCAUGCACGCCUUGAUUGACCGGACACAGCAAAAAGCAGGAGGAUCAGAGAAUGACAUUGACACAGAACUCUUGUCCCCAAGGCUUCGUAUUGGCAUCAUACCCGCAGGUUCUACAGACUGCAUCUGUUUUGCAACUGUGGGAACAAAUGACCCCAUCACCUCUGCUCUGCACAUUGUUAUAGGGGACAGCCAACCUAUGGAUGUCUGCAGCAUUUGGCACAAUGGAAAGCUUCUCCGUUAUUCAGUCUCACUGGUUGGCUAUGGCUUCUAUGGGGAUGUAGUGAGCACCAGUGAGAAGUACCGCUGGAUGGGCCCGCUGCGCUACACCUAUGCCGGAGCCAAGGCACUGCUGAGGAACUGCAGCUAUGAAGGCACAGUGGAAUUCCAAGUGGCCAGAACAGAGGAGGCAAACCCAAGGGACCAAACACGCUGCCGCUCUGGGUGUGUGGUCUGUUCAGAGUCUAGCAAACAGCUACCGGAUGGGACAGAGGAAGAAAACCUUUCAGAACUGGAGCAGCACAUAGAUGGCGAAUGGCAGCAGGUUCAGGGUCGUUUCCUAGCCGUCAACUUGACCUGCAUGAGCAGUGCCUGCCCCAAGAGCCCUGAGGGACUCUCACCCUGUGCUCAUCUGGCCGACGGUACGGCAGACCUCAUCCUGGUACAUGAAUGCUCGACGCUCUCCUUCUUGCGACACUUGACUCGGCACACCAAUUGCUCAGACCAGUUUGACCUGCCUUUUGUGAGUGUGUACCGGGUCCGGGCUAUUCGUUUCACCUCAAAAGUGGAAGACCACACGGAUGGAGAACCAGUUGUACGACAACGCAAGGGGCUGUGUGUGGGGCUGUGUCAGGAAGAACCACCCAGCAGCUGCUGGACCUGCGACGGUGAGACCCUGCAACAUACCGACAUCAGUGUCAGAGUCCAUGGGAGGCUCAUCCAUCUCUUUGCCCGGGGCAUCGAACAGGCACCCUGUAGGCUUCCUGCUGACCCAAGAGAGGGUCAAAGCUCAAUGACAGCACAGCCUGUGACUGCUGCUAAGAAUCUACAAGGCCAUGAACACUGAGGAGCCACUGCCUAACCAUUGUUGGGGAAUAAAUUCCAGACUGGUGUCUCAGAACCUAUGAGUAAUAGGGCAGCUCCAGAGA
Messenger RNA from Lacerta agilis (Sand lizard), 1801 nucleotides. RefSeq names its product ceramide kinase-like. The coding region runs from base 226 to 1719 and encodes 497 amino acids. NCBI's taxonomy places the organism in Eukaryota, Metazoa, Chordata, Lepidosauria, Squamata, Lacertidae. The record is from RefSeq and is a predicted model, not a curated record. The transcript has 13 exons. Gene Ontology annotation, molecular function: kinase activity.